Messenger RNA from Schistosoma margrebowiei, 1255 nucleotides. The record is from the annotation of a GenBank genome assembly. Lineage: Eukaryota; Metazoa; Platyhelminthes; Trematoda; Strigeidida; Schistosomatidae.
ACAUUUGAAGUUUGAUGGAUUGCGUUUCGAGAUCGGGUGGUUGCUUCAUCAGCUUCGCAACUUCCUGGGGUAAAAGUCAUCCACCGGAGGAUGUUCUUGAUAAAAGGAAAGGUUCAUUCUGGAUUACCACUGGUCUGUUUCCGCAAAUGUUGGUUAUAUCACUCGAUCAGCCAAGGAAAGUCAGCCAAAUCAAGAUUGUUACUAGCAGGGUCAAAGCUCUCUGUUUCAAUCUUCUCAACCUUCCGCUCACAAACAUUUCAUUUCCAACUGGUGUUACACACACUGCCUAUAUCUGCCGAUAUAAGUAACAUACAUCACAAAGGUAAUAUUUAUAAGGAGAAUCCAAAGUAAUCAGCAACUCAGGACAGAAGCGUAUCACCAGCCCCGAGCACGUUAUUCCACCAGAAUCAUCGUUCAAAACUAUCUAUUUGGUUAAACGAGUGUGAUCAAAAGAUCAAACCAAAAAGUUUUUCACUGCUGAUGCUUUAGAAAUUCGCUCAUUCAAGUUCAAGUGCAAAACAACGUGUGUAGUCUCGUAUCCUCCCGUGGCUAUAACAUUCCUUCUAAUACGUCUAAAUUUCGUGUUUUAUGAUUACGUUUUACUUCGAUAAUUAGUAACCAGUUGUUAUCUCAACACAAUUUUUUCUAAUUAUUAUUCAACCGUUAUUAUCACCUUUACAAUUUUUAUUUCUUCGUUAUAUCCAUCAAGUGGACAAUUAUCCCACUUAUUUCUGGCCCAUAAACUGUUUCAACUUUUAUAUUGUUCGUUAAACCCUGGUGUUAGCGGGACAUAGAUUGAAUUAAAGCAUGCUCAAUGUACGACUGUUUUGAUGCACGCUGAUUGGCUAAUUCAUAUCGAAUCAGCGCUAGUCGUUGCUUGGAGAACACUAUAAAUCUUCUCAUGUAAAAACUAUAAAUAUACUAACGUUUUUCCUAUUGUGCUUUUUUUACUUCCAUCUAAUGUUGUUAUUUGAAAUAUAAUCUCUUUCCUGUUCAACUGUGUUCUGAUUUGGGAACUUGUUGAGUGAAUCGGUGUCCAAAAAUACUAAGCAAUAGGAAUAGCUGGGUUAUAACCAUAAGAGAGAAUUAUAACACUUGGAUAAUACUUGAAAUCUCCAAAUACUUCAUGAUAUAAUUUCUUUUCACAAUUCUAUGGACUCACUUUAUUUAUUAAAUCAUAAUAAAGGCGACCGUAAAGAUUUUGUAAAAAUUUUCCUUUGCUGAAUUCCUUGAUUAUUUGUUCAUUGAACUUCAC